This is a messenger RNA of Eruca vesicaria subsp. sativa (arugula), 743 nucleotides long. Lineage: Eukaryota; Viridiplantae; Streptophyta; Magnoliopsida; Brassicales; Brassicaceae. The record is from the annotation of a GenBank genome assembly.
GUUUUUUGCAUCCUCCUCUCCUGGUUGACGCCGUAAAUCAUCGUUCUCAUCUUCUCCGAUGAGAUCUCUGUAACGUUUUUUCCAUUCUUAAAUUCUUGAUUCAAUUCAAUCAUUAAAUCCCACCCCUUUCUCCUCACAUUCCGUCCCAUUAAUUUAGAUUCAAGUCUGUAGCAGAUACAAGUUGGACCUAUAAAUAAGUUAUGGGGAAGCUGAAGACCUGCACCGUCUAGAAAUCUUAUCUUCAAAUAUGUCGGCUUCGUAUGUCCUUCUCGCCAACUUGAAAGCAUGCCGUUGCUCACACAGCGGAGGUGCGUCUUCUCAAGUUAUGGGGAGCUCAAAAUGUUAGGAAAGGUGGGGAACUUAUGAGUUUUGAUAUGCUUCUUCUUGAUGAGCAGGCUGGUUACUGUAGGCAAACUUUGGUAAUAAGGCUGUCUCUAUCUUUCUCUCUCUCUCUACUUCCAAAAUCGAGACUUGGCUCCACCUCACAAAUGGCUUUGUCACAGUCCCUCCUUUGCCUGUCGAUGCUUCCUCAGUCGUCAAGCAUCACUGGGUCAUCAUGGUCACUGAUACGCCUGCGUGAAAAAGUGGAGUUCUUUGAUAUAUCAUUAUUAUGUAAAAGUUGGUUGCUUUGGAUCAUGAUUGGAAGAGUAGUUGCAACUGUUAUUGAAAGUUGUAGACUUUUAUUGUGAACUCAUUAGUUCUGUAUUUUGUUGAGUUUUCAAUUAUGGUAAUGAUAAAAAAUA